GCAAUUCUUCUUUGGCAUGUUGAACAUUUUUUUAAAAAUUAUCAUCAUCUUUUGUUAUCGAUGGAGAUUAAACAGAGAUAUAGAUGAAGAACUAGAUGAAAAUACUGGCGAACUGUAGGGAUAAAAUAUGUUUCAACCUGAUGCGACCCGAGCCGCCACAUUGGGGGCAGUCUCCCACCCAUGUGCGGAGCAGUUCUGGCUGGCGUUUCGACGGCGCCGUUGGUGGUCGAGAGUGGGUGGCUGCGGUGCGGGCCGCACAUAUGCCGCCAUUGCUUCCAAGGAUUCGAGGUCCUUCAAAGGCUCCCCGACUGAUGGGUUGUUCGUCAUUACUCCUAUUACUCAGAUCCAUACGAUUCCGGAGCCAGAGCCAGAGCCGACAAUUGCCUUUGGUCGAUGAGACCGACACCGAGCACGAGCUCUCAAUGCUACCCCGGAGGCAACAAUUGGCAGUUCACGACGCCCUCGGGCGUGGUCAAUGAAACCGACACCGAGCUCGAGCUCGAGCUCCCAAUGCUUGGUUUAGAACUCAAAUUUUAGUCGAAUUCUAAAGGUCUCCGACAAGGAUCUGAUACCUCCAACUACCAAACUCAGGAACUACUUUUAUGGUAUCUCCCACCCAAGACACCUCCAUAUCUCAAU
Messenger RNA from Cucurbita moschata (crookneck pumpkin), 639 nucleotides. RefSeq lists its product as uncharacterized. The coding region runs from base 96 to 479 and encodes 127 amino acids. The record is from RefSeq and is a predicted model, not a curated record. Lineage: Eukaryota; Viridiplantae; Streptophyta; Magnoliopsida; Cucurbitales; Cucurbitaceae. The transcript has 2 exons.